GAGCGCCCAUUCAAAUUGUGGGCACCGGGAAAGCGGGCGAUACUUUUGGAAACGGAUCCGCUGGACGUCAAAGGAGCAUCCAGAGAAGAGCUUAGAGUCCUCAACGGCAUCCUUUUGAGAGUAACUCGCUGCCCCAAUGUCAGUCUACACGGCACACCGAGGGCACAGCAGUGGCCUCCCCGGCGCUCCUGCUUCCCAGAGGAGCUCAUCACCGGACGGCCUCGGCCUGGGGAGCAGCCGGAAGCAGCUGUCCAGCUCGGACGUGUCCGAGCGUGAAAACGACGACCCGUUCCUGAGGUCCGCAAGGAAACUCAGAGACAUAAACAGCACCUACGUGAUCUCCGCCUGUAAGACACCUGGAGAUACGCCCCUGACCCCUAACCCUGCAGGUAGACUGACCCUUCAGAGGAGAGUUACAAGAAACAAAGAAUCAUCGUUGCUUGGGAGUGAGGUGGGCGAGUCAUCUGAAAGAAAGACAGAAACUCGUCUUAAGUUACAACGUUGCAUCCGAGCAGGUUCUGUGGACAGGCGGACACCAGCUGGAGCAGAUUCCGUGGACAGGCAGGCAACAGCCAGAGCAGAUUUCGUGGACAGGCGGACACCAGCUGGAGCAGAUUCCGUGGACAGGCUGACCCCAGCUAGAGCAGAUUCCGUGGACAGACGGACACCAGCUGGAGCAGAUUCCGUGGACAGGUGGACACCAGCUGGAGCAGAUUCCGUGGACAGGCGGACACCAGCUGGAGCAGAUUCCGUGGACAGGCGGACACCAGCUGGAGCAGAUUCCGUGGACAGGCGGACAACAGCUAGAGCAGAUUCUGUGGACAGCCGGACACCAGCUGGAGCAGAUUCCGUGGACAGGCGGACACCAGCUAGAGCAGAUUCUGUGGACAGCCGGACAACAGCUAGAGCAGAUUCAACGACACAGAGCGUGGGCGGGGCUGCAGCAAGUGGUAGUGCUUCACGGGACACCAGUAGGACGGUAAGGAUUGUCAAUAAUGAGAAACACUCCUCCGUUGCAUCAUCUGCACCCUCAGCUGAAGACAGCGACACUGGACUGGUGGCCGAUGAAAAAGGCAGAGGAACAUUUUCUUCCCUCAGGGGAGCAAAUGACAGCGUGACACGUGAGUACUUCAGUCAUAGCACGCCCAUCCGUCCCCAGAAAGAGGCUGAGGAGGCUCGACCAGGACGCCUGGCCACGAAACCCUUUCAGAGCCCGUUGGACGUCAGAGUGUCGGGAACAGGAAGCUGGCGCCACAGAAAUCUUGGGGAGGAUGUUGCGAAAAACAGAACUGGGUUUGAAAGCUUAGGAAAAGGGACGCCUACGAAACGCACUGCAGGGCACACGUGGACCCCACGGUGCGGCACGCCUCAGCCUCAGAGCGUGGCGAUGUCCACCCUGAGACCCAGGACGCCCAGCUCCCAAGGUCAACAGAAGCCAAAACGCUCUCUUUUCGCAAAUAAAAGGGAAGGGUCACAGGAGCAUACAAUCCCUCCCACGGAGGAGGCUGCGGCUCAGAGGGCCUCCACAGAGAGGGACCCCUUAAAAGCGGAGAACAGUCAGGUGACGGUGGCGGUCCGGGUGAGGCCCUUCAGCAAGAGAGAGAAGGACGAGGACACGGCCCAGGUGGUCUUCCUGGACGGGGAGGAGAUCGCCGUGCGACACCCGGACCUGAGACAGGCGUACAGUUUCCUCUACGACGUCUCCUUCUGGUCCUUCGACGCGUGCCACCCACGCUACGCCAGCCAGGCCGCCGUGUACGAGACGCUGGCGGCCCCGCUCCUGGCCCGCGCCUUGGAGGGCUACAACGCCUGCCUCUUCGCCUACGGGCAGACGGGCUCCGGGAAGUCGUACACGAUGAUGGGAUUCGGUGAAGAACCAGGAAUCAUCCCAAGAUUCUGCGAAGACCUAUUUGCUCAAGUGGCCAAACACCAAACCCAGGAGGUCAGGUAUCACCUGGAAAUGAGCUUCUUUGAAGUUUAUAACGAAAAAAUCCACGACCUGCUGGUGGGCAGAGGCGACGGCAGGCAGGGGAAGCAGGCGCUGAGGGUCCGGGAGCACCCCGUCUCCGGGCCGUACGUCGAAGCUCUGGCCGUGAACGCCGUGGGUUCUUACUCCGACAUCCAGGGCUGGCUGCAGCUGGGGAGCAAGCAGCGGGCCACGGCGGCCACCGGCAUGAACGACAAGAGCUCCCGCUCGCACUCGGUGCUCACGCUGCUGCUGACCCGUACCCAGACGGAGCUGGUGGACGGGGAGGAGCACGACCACACGGUGACCAGCCGCAUCAGCCUGGUGGACCUGGCGGGCAGCGAGCGCCAGGGGCCGGCGGGCACCAACGGGCAGCAGCUGAGGGAGGGCGUGAGCAUCAACAAGUCCCUGCUGACCCUGGGCAAGGUCAUCUCCGCGCUGGCGGAGCACGGGGGCCGCCGGAGAGCGUUUAUUCCCUACCGGGAGUCGGUCCUGACGUGGCUGCUGAAGGAAAGCCUGGGCGGCAACUCCAAGACGGCCAUGAUCGCCACGGUGAGCCCGGCGGCCAGCAGCCUGGAGGAGACGCUGAGCACCCUGCGCUACGCCCGCCAGGCGCGCAGCAUCGUCAACCGGGCCCGGGUGAACGAGGACGCCAGCGCCCAGCUCAUCCGCGAAUUGAAAGCAGAAAUCGAGAAGCUGAAAGCUGCUCAAAGAAGCCGUCAGAACAUCGACCCUGAGCGCUACCGGCUCUGUCGGCAGGAAAUCACAUCCUUGCGAAUGAAGCUGCACGAGCAGGAGCGAGCUAUGCUGGAGAUGCAGAGAGCGUGGAAAGAAAAAUUUGAACAGGCUGAACAAAGAAAACAUCAUGAAAUCAAGGAGUUACAGAAAGCAGGAAUCACCUUCCAAGUGGACGACCGCCUGCCGAACCUGGUCAACCUGAGCGAGGACCCGCAGCUGUCGGAGACGCUGCUGUACGUGAUCCGGGAGGGCACCACCACGGUCGGGAAGCGCGGCCCCGCCUCCCGCCCCGACAUCCAGCUGUCCGGGGCCCUGGUGGCCGACGAGCACUGCACCAUCAGCCACGUCGACGGGACUGUGAGCAUCGCCCCCGUCGGGGAGGCCAGGACCUACGUGAACGGCAAGCACGUGUUGGGGCCCACGGUGUUGCACCACGGCGACCGCGUGGUGCUCGGGGGAGACCAUUACUUCAGGUUUAACCACCCGGCGGAGGCCCGGAGCGGGAAGAGGCCGCCCGGGGGAGGCGCCCCGGCCGGCGAGGGCCCGAAGGACUUUGAGUUCGCCAAGAACGAGUGGUUGGUGGCCCAGCGAUCGCAGCUGGAGGCGGAGAUCCAGGAGGCGCAGCUGAGGGCGAAGCAGGAGAUGCUGCAGGGCAUCCAGGUGGCCAAGGAGGUGGCAGAGCAGGAGCUGUCCUCGCAGAGAGCCGCCUUCGAGGGCAGGAUCGAGGCCCUGCAGGCCGAGCUGAAAGAAGAGUCUCAGCGGAAGAGGCUGCAGGAGAUGAGUAACCAGAAGGCACAUCUCCGCAUCGAGGAGCUGGAGAGGGCGAAGCAACGGCUGGAGCAGGAGGUGCAGGCCAACCAGAGGCGCCUGCAGCUGGAGAGGCUGGCGGCCCAGCAGGCUCUGGACGACCACAGCGUCCGCCACACGAGGAUCCUGGAGGCUCUGGAAGCCGAGAAGCAAAAAAUCGCCCAAGAGGUGCAGGCGCUGCAGCAGAACCGGGGCGACAGGGACAGGGCUCUCCCGGUCCCGACGAGCUGGGGCUCCCUGAAGCUCUCCCUCAUGAUCCAGGAGGCCAACGCCCUCAGCGGCCGCUCUCAGAGGCAGUAUGUGUUCGGCAGACACGAGGCGCCCGAUGGAGGGGGUGGCCCUGGCCCCCGGGUCCGGGUGCGGAACCUGCGGCUGGGCGUGUCCACCCUCUGGAGCCUGGAGAAGUUUGAGUCCAAGCUGGCGGCCCUGAAGGAGCUCGAAGAGAGUAACUGCCAGUGCGAGGACCUCUUCUGUGACCCCGAGGACGAGUGGGAGCCCGACCUCACGGACGCGCCCGCCGCCUCGUUCUCCAGGAGGAGGAGCAGGAGUUUGGUGAAGAACCGCAGGGUCUCCGGCUACUUGCACGACAUCCAGGCCCACGCGGCUCCGGGUCUGCCCUCCUCCCGCUCCUCAGGCUCGGGGGAGAAGCCCAGCUCCCUGGGCUCCAGCUCUGCGGCGUCCUCCCUCCCCGGGAUCUGCAGGGAGCUGAUCGGCUCAUCCCUGGCCGUCCUCGGGCGGAGCGGCGAGGAGGAGACGGUGGCGGACGGCCUGGUGGACAGCCUCCUGCGGGUGCACGGGGGGCUGCUGGCCAUCUCGCAGGCCCACGCCGCCCAGGACGAGGACAGCCCCGACGACCUGUUCUCUGCGGACCCCGUGGCCCAGGCGCGGGCGGUGCAGGUGGCCUGCGCCUUCGGGCAGCUCGCGGUGCUGGCCCCGCUCUGGCCGGGGGACGCCCCGCCCGGGCCCCGCGCUGCACGGCUGGGGGAGGAGCUGCGGCAGGAGGUGGAGAAGCUGGGCAGCUACUUGCAGGUGUUCCUGCAGGGCUGCUCCUCAGACCUCCCGUCGAUGGUGACGGACGCGCAGAGGAGGGCCGCGCAGGCCGUCCGACAGGCUGUGGCGUGUGCGGGGCAGCUGGCGGUGCUGAGCGGGAGCAGCCUGCGUCUCCUGGACCCCGGGGCUUACGGGGAUGCCGACGUGCAGGAGGACCUCGUGGACGCCCUGUGGGACGGAGUCGGCGCGGGGGUGAGGCUGCUGAUCGACUCUGGACUCGAGCGGGCGGAGGCGUUGCAGCGUGAGCUCUCAGGGCAGCACCCCCAGAGCGAGGCGGCCCAGCAGCUGCACACGAAGGCCGAGGCGCUGAUCGGGUGCCUGGAGACCAUCUUUGCCGAGUGGAGAACCAAAAGCUCCCGCACGCCAGCGCAGGGAGAACCUUCCGGAGGCGGAGCCCUGAGGGAGAUGGCUGAUCGCGCCCCGGAAAUGCUGGAGUUAACACGCUGCUUAGAGCAAACCAUUGGAGGGGUCGUUUCUGCCCUGAGAGGAUGCCACAGCGACGGGGGCGCCCUCAGGACCUGCGUGGAGAGGGUCUGUGUCUUGGCCGGGGACGGUGGUGCCGACAGCUGUGCCCAGAGCCGUGGGGACCUGACAUCCGCGGCCAAGUCCCUCCUCCUCUGCUUCGAGGCCGAAGACAGACCCGACUUGUCGGAACCUUGGAACGCGUGUCCUCAAAACAGCAGAGAGGGCCGCCGGCCGCCCGGGGCGAGCAGGACCAGCCCCGCCGCGGGGAGAGGCGUCCCCAAGCGCCUCUAUGCGCUGCCCUCCCGGCCCCCGCGGAGCUCAGGGGAGCGUGCGCCCAGCGGGACCCAGUGGGUGUGAAGGUGAAGGCCGUGGAGAGGGCAGGGGCGGGCCGUUUGCUCAUGCGGGAGAAGGUAGGAAGCAAGACAUCGGCGUGAAUAUCUCCCAGAAACCCACACCUGUUGCUGGCCCUCGCUGGGCUGGACGGGCAGGCCCGAUGGGCUGUGGUUCCGGGGCCGGGGGCCUGGGAAGGCUCUCGGCAGCCGGUUUAGACGGGCGCAGACGGACACGCUGGAGCGUGGUGAACAGCUGAGCCGAGGAGCAUCCCCGUCGCCUCGAGCUCUCCCUGAGUCUCAGACGCUGGUACCUGCCUGCUUGCCCGUGAGCCCGUUCGAGACGGUGAUGCUUCUGACGAACGGAGACCCGAGCGGCCCGCUGCCUUCUCUCCCUCGAGGUCGGUGGGAAGUUGCCGGCGCGUUUACCAGCGGCAGAGCCUGGGCUGCUCAAGGGCGUCCUCUGGUGUCUGUCCAGAUCGCAGCCGGCGACGCAGGGACCCGCUCACAGCGGGUCAGCUUCCUGUGCCUGUCCCAGCGCGGGGCCGAGCGCAGAGCCAGCUCAGCUCCCGGGGGUCCUGCUGGUUUGCACGGGAUCUGAUGGAGAUGGAGGGUCCGUGUGCCUUUUCACAGUUUACAAAACACACACCAUCGUGUCCACCAUCAAGUGACAGGCUGCUCCCCCGGGCUCUCCCGUAAGGGACCCCGUCUGACCUUUCGCGCCUCAGCGCGUGCGGUCGCACAGGCCGCCUGGGACCCCGCGGUGACACUGAGUGGCGCCUGGGGCAUCCCGACAGCCCGUCCUCCCGCCACUCCUGGGCAGGUGCCAGUGCCGGCUGGCGGCCCUCGGGAACGGGCCUCGCCCCUGAGCGUCCGUUCCCUGGUCGGGGCAGCUGGUGAGCGCGGGCCUCGCCGGCGUCUCCGGGGGCUUCGCGGUGGUGCCGGCAGCGAAUCUGCUUUCUUUCUCAUAUUUAACUCUUGGCGUGGGGGCUGCGCCCUCCUUGACGCGCUGUGUGUGUGUGUUUAUAGGCAGUGCCCUGCCGGGUGCCCCUCGGGCUCUGUCCCCGGGAGGACUUCUCCGGAAGCGUCUACCUGUGUGGCGAGCUUGCUAGAACAUGGGUGGCGUGGUUUUUAACUUCAGUUCAGGAUUUAACCUCUACCUUCUGCUGCCGCACGACUUCAGUGGUCAGAAGCCACUUGGGGUCUUUUGCAAAUUGCUGUGUAUUUACGUAUUUAUACUCGAAAUAAAUUGCUAUGCAGUGUGUGAAUGCGCAGUGGGAAAGGUACUUGCUGCUGGAAUCAUGUGCCCAAUAAACGUUACAAAGAGAAC
This is a messenger RNA of Myotis myotis, 6685 nucleotides long. It is a transcript of the gene KIF14, whose product is annotated as kinesin family member 14. The record is from RefSeq and is a predicted model, not a curated record. Bases 137 to 5383 code for a protein of 1748 amino acids. Gene Ontology annotation, molecular function: ATP hydrolysis activity; microtubule motor activity; ATP binding. The transcript is spliced from 30 exons. NCBI's taxonomy places the organism in Eukaryota, Metazoa, Chordata, Mammalia, Chiroptera, Vespertilionidae. Gene Ontology annotation, biological process: microtubule-based movement. Gene Ontology annotation, cellular component: microtubule; kinesin complex.